This is a messenger RNA of Sesamum indicum (sesame), 942 nucleotides long. RefSeq names its product Fasciclin-like arabinogalactan family protein. The record is from RefSeq and is a predicted model, not a curated record. Lineage: Eukaryota; Viridiplantae; Streptophyta; Magnoliopsida; Lamiales; Pedaliaceae.
UAAUGUUAUCAUUCAAAACACAACCAAAUGCACCAUUUAUCGUCACUUGACACUUUAAGUCACUCACUAGUAGAGAUUCAAAAACAUCAUUAUCAUCAUGACUAUGUUACUAAUUGUUGUGAUGGCUCUCAUCUCAUCAGCCACUGCCACAAACCAAGACAUGGCUGUAGCCAUUGAUGAGAUGCAGAAAGCCAAUUACUUCACCUUUGUGAUGCUCAUCAACAUGGUCCCUUCCCACUUAAUUCAACCCAACAUAACUUUCUUGAUGCCUAACGACCGCGUUCUCUCCCAAACUGAUGUAGCUCCAACCUCUGUGGUUGACUUCUUGCUCCGCCACUCCAUCCCUUCCCCUUUGCUCAUCGAUCAUCUUCAGCACUUCCCAACCGGAUCUAUGAUCCCAACGUCAAAGUCAGGAUUUUUCCUAAAUGUCACAAAUGAAGGAAGGAGGCAGUUUUUCCUUAAUAAUGUCCGAAUCAUAAGUCCAAAUAUUUGCACCAAAGGUUCUUCAAUAAGAUGUCAUGGUAUCGAUGGAGUGGUGCAACCUAGGAUGAUUUCUCAGCCUAGCAGACCACCGUCAUCAUCUAGUGCUUGUCCUAAACCCACAGUUGCUCCGGAGGCAGCGGCCCCACUACCGGCCCCAUCACCACCAUUGUCAGCGUCACCAGUUGGAGACCUUAGCCCGGUUCCUCCACCAUCGGAUGUUAGUCCAACGAAAUCAAGUUCUCCAGAGACGAGCAAUGGGGGAGUUGUUAACUUGGUAGUAAUGGCAGUUUUCACGUUAUCAGUGGGGAAAUCUUGGUUAUUAAUGUAGCUUGCUUGCUUCUAUAAGAAAAAAAAAAUGAAUGUUUACUACUGAAUUAUUAUUAUUAUUAUUAUUAUUAUUAUUAUACAAGAAAGGAAGGUGUUUUAGUGUUAAUUCUUGUGAAAAUGGUGUGAUUUGUA